AUCAUGCUGUCUGAAAAGAUGUCAAACCUAAUGUAAAAAUAUUCUCGCUGUUUAGCUAUAUUGUGGCGUUUUAUUUAACACUCAGUGUUCUGAUAAUAUUAUACGUUUAUGAAUAGUGAUUUCCACUGAACAAUGGCCCGAGUUGUGAAAGUGUUAAGGACUUUACGAAAUCAUUGGAAAAAAUCGACUUUUGCAGUAUGUGUCCUGUCCUAUGGUGGACACUGGAUGUACGGAAAGCACUGUGACAGUGUACUGCGACGAGAGGCAUGUCAGGAGGCUAGGGAAUUUGGUCAAAAACUAAUUGGUCCCCAGGAGUCACUGAAGAAAGCAACAGUAAUCCUGAAUCCUGCAGCAUGCAAAGGAAAAGCUAACAGUCUGUUUGAAAAGAAUGCAGCCCCUAUUCUACAUCUUGCUGGCAUUGAAGUUAAGGUUAUAAAGACAGAUUAUGAAGGGCAAGCCAAAAAGCUCAUGGAUCUGAUGGAAGAGACAGACAUGUUGAUUGUUGCAGGCGGUGAUGGAACACUGCAGGAGGUGAUAACUGGCUUGCUGCGCAGAGCUGAUGAGGAAGCAUUUAGUAAAACUCCUAUUGGCUUCAUUCCUCUGGGCUUUAAGAACAACUUAAGCCAAAGUCUGCAUAUAGUUACUGAUGACAAAGUAAAGCACAUCACAUCAGCAACACUGUCUAUUCUGAAAGGUGAGACGGUGCCACUAGAUGUGCUUCAGAUAAAGAGUGAGAAGGAGCAGCCUGUCUUUGCUCUCUUAAGUUUGCGCUGGGGUUCCUUUCGAGAUGUUGCAGCAUCCAUUAGCAAAUAUUGGUAUCUUGGACCGUUAAAAACAAGGGCAGCACAUUGGUUUAGUACACUAAGGGAUUGGCCACAGAUGCAUCAUGCUUCUGUUUCAUACCUGCCUCCUAUCCCUCGACCCCCAGACCUGCCUGAUGUGAAGCCUGUGAGACCCAGUCUCCUCUAUCGCAUCUAUCGGAGACUUAAAAACUACUGGGCACCUCCUGUAGAAGAGCCCCAGGUAGAGGCAGAACCAGAGCCUUGGGAGGAUAAACAGAUCUCCACACUGGAGCUCACAAUCAGCACACACAACAGAAAUCCAGUGAAAAGAAGGACAGAUGACUCCCUGGUGCUCUCUGUGGAACCGGACGAGCUUCCAGUUGGACAGUUCAUCACAGAAGGGACUAAAAAAGCUGAAAACCCAUUUGAGUACACAGAGAAGGCCUUUCAGGUAGAGGCAAGCGUAUGUCGGCUCAGUUUACCCCAGGAGGGCGCUGGCUUUUUUGAUGUUGACAACGAAGCGUUUGAGGCGAUGCCAGUGGAAGUGAAGCUUUUGCCAAGGAAACUAAGGUUCUUUUGCAGCUCUGAACGCAGAGACCAGCUGGCACAGAUGAACUAGCCAACAUGCUGCAGUGAAACGCUGGGAAAAGUUCUAAACACUGCUGUCUAAUUUAUUGGACUUUUACCAAUCUAUCACAAACUUCUUCUGCCUGGGCGCUAAGUACACAGCAUCAGAGCAAUAUCAUGACAUCAUAUUGUCAUGUUGGUGUAAUAUGUUUUGAUUGUUAAAUAUUUUCCCAUGGAUUUCAUGUCUAAAAGGAAUGACUAAUGUAUGUAAGAUAAAACAAAUGCCUCCAAGCAUAGUUAAUCAGUGCGCUGCAGUAGGCGUAACACCAGGACGCUGAAUGAGAACUGCUUGUUUUCCUCAAUAUGAAUGUGAUGGGAGGAAGGUAGAGGGUGCAGUACUGUUCAGCUCCAUUAACAUGGCAUCUAACAAACUAUGUUGUUUAUAUGUGGACCAAUGACCAGACAUAAAUAACAAGAACUACUGUAUAUGACUUAUUAUUACAUCUGAUUAUAAAACAGUUAUCUAAAAAACA
Molecule: messenger RNA, 1882 nt
Organism: Clarias gariepinus (North African catfish)
Lineage: Eukaryota; Metazoa; Chordata; Actinopteri; Siluriformes; Clariidae
Gene: agk
Product: acylglycerol kinase
Exons: 15
Coding region: 133-1401 (422 amino acids)
Biological process (GO): protein insertion into mitochondrial inner membrane; ceramide biosynthetic process
Cellular component (GO): mitochondrion; TIM22 mitochondrial import inner membrane insertion complex
Molecular function (GO): ceramide kinase activity; acylglycerol kinase activity; ATP-dependent diacylglycerol kinase activity
Source: RefSeq, a predicted model, not a curated record